Callorhinchus milii (elephant shark) is the source of this 2869-nucleotide messenger RNA. RefSeq names its product POU class 3 homeobox 2b (gene pou3f2b). Gene Ontology annotation, molecular function: DNA-binding transcription factor activity, RNA polymerase II-specific; RNA polymerase II cis-regulatory region sequence-specific DNA binding. Gene Ontology annotation, cellular component: nucleus. Bases 2 to 1150 code for a protein of 382 amino acids. The record is from RefSeq and is a predicted model, not a curated record. Gene Ontology annotation, biological process: brain development; regulation of transcription by RNA polymerase II. The transcript has a single exon. Lineage: Eukaryota; Metazoa; Chordata; Chondrichthyes; Chimaeriformes; Callorhinchidae.
CAUGGCGACCACAGCGUCUAAUCAUUACAUUACGAGCGGCAACAUCCUCACCUCCAACUCCAUCGUGCACUCGGAGCCGGGGAGCAUGCAACAAGGGACAGUCUACAGGGAUGCACAGAAACUGGUCCAGAAUGAUUACAUGCAGAGCAAUGGGCACCCUCUCAGCCACGCUCACCAAUGGUUAACUGCUCUCUCUCACGCCGAGGGGUCUCCGUGGUCGGCCGGCGUGGCGGCCAGCCCCCUCGGUCAGCAAGACAUCAAGCCCUCGGUGCAAACGGGGAGGGAUGAUCUCCACAGCGGGGCCACCCUGCACCACCGGCCCCCUCACAUGGCCCACCAGCACGGCAACCACCACGGAGCAUGGGGCGCCACCACUUCAGCCCACAUCCCCAGCAUGGCAUCCAACGGGCAGGGUCUCAUCUAUUCCCAGCCGGGCUUCACGGUCAACGGCAUGAUCAACCCGGCAGCGGCUCAGGGCAUGCACCACGGGCUAAGGGAAACUCACGAUGACCACCACAACGACCACGUUCAACACCAGCAUCAUCAUCAACAGCAGCAGCAGCAGCAGCAACAUCAGCAUCAGGGUCACGAUCACUCGGACGAGGACACCCCGACCUCGGACGACUUGGAGCAGUUUGCCAAGCAAUUCAAGCAGAGGAGGAUCAAGCUUGGAUUUACCCAGGCCGAUGUGGGACUAGCUCUCGGGACCCUCUAUGGCAACGUCUUCUCUCAGACCACUAUCUGCAGGUUCGAAGCGCUGCAGCUCAGCUUUAAAAACAUGUGCAAACUCAAACCCUUGUUGAACAAGUGGCUGGAGGAGGCUGACUCUACAUCUGGGAGCCCCACCAGCAUAGACAAAAUCGCAGCCCAGGGCAGGAAGAGGAAAAAGAGGACCUCUAUCGAGGUGAGCGUCAAGGGGGCUUUGGAGAGCCAUUUUUUGAAGUGUCCCAAGCCCUCAGCCCAGGAAAUCACCAGUCUAGCGGACAGUCUUCAGCUCGAGAAGGAGGUGGUCAGGGUUUGGUUUUGUAACAGGCGACAGAAAGAGAAACGGAUGACUCCUCCCGGAGGAACUCAUCCCGGAGCCGAGGAUGUAUAUGGGGCCAGGGACACUCCACCGUCACAUCUUGGGGUUCAGACUCCUGUACAGUGAACGAACACCCCAAUCACUUUUUGUUCCUUUUAUUUGUUCUUUUCUUAACGAACAGCUUAAAACACUGGACUAUCGUUACGAUAGCACAUGUUAAUGAUGUGUUUUGACCUAUACAGAAGGAGCUCGCAGGCAAAUGGAGUGAGUAUAUAAAUAACAGAGGCACUGAUAUACAUACAUACCUUUGCAAAACUGUGGCGAGAGACACAAACUGCCUAGAUAGAAUGUGACCUAAAAGGCUGCUAUAAUUGUUAAUGUACAGAUCCACUGUGACAGAUGGGGCAAAGGGAUUUUUUUUUGUAGCAAAAGCAGAGGAGGAUUUGGCCACGAGCUGCAGUUUUGUUUGUUGGAAGAAUAGGGAAAGGGGUGAGAAAAAGGAAAUUCCAAUACACUGCUCUCUGAACCAGCCGCCAUCCCAGUUAUUUGCUUUUUUUUAUAAAAAAAAUUCUCAGCAGAGUGGGAGAUAUUUCUCCUGGGCGCUGAAUUGUAUGAGAUGAGAGGCUGUGUAUGUGAGCAGAAAAUAGCCUGUGUCAAUCAGGCACACAGGGGCUCAGCUAAGACCACACAACUCUCUUCGGGAUCUGAAGUUGGGAGAUUAAGAAAAAGCAAACGGGAUCAAUUCAUAUGCACACAUACACACAAAAAACUUUUUUUUAAAAAAAGAAUGAUAAAUCAAUAAAUAUUAGGCGCUAUAAAGUACUACAGAAUCACUAAAAGUUUUAUCCCCAUGUAUAAACUGAUUCUCGUCCUGAGACUGCAAUAUCUUUUUACACCAACAGAACUAUUUCAAAUAUGCUAGCUAACAUUUUAACGCCCGCCGAAUUAGCACUGUACAAUAAUUUUAAUUUUUUUAAUAUAAAAACCCGAAAAUUAAAAUACUGUUGUUCCUGUCACAUUUUCAGUAUAAAACAUUUUACUCAUUAAAUGUGCGCCUAGAGUCUAGCACGAAAACAAAACUGCGGUGUCCUCUUAAUGUCAGGACAAAUGAAGAAGGACAAAAAAAAACCCUUAAAAACACAUAUCAGUAUAUUGCGCUUUCUUACAAAGAACAUAUCCAACCAUUCAAACUUCUAGAAAAGGUGUGUACGUAUUUGAGAUAUUUUGAUGUGGUGAUAUGAUUGUAAUUUAACCGCAGUUUAUAGCGAUUCCUAAAGACGAUAAAUUUUAGUAAAGUGUAAAAAAAAUAAUUAAUAAAAAAAAACCGGGUCAGAUAGGUUGGUACAGAGAUAAAUAAUUCUGAGACACUAACUAAGUUUGUGUCUGUUCGUUUAGUAACAUGAAGUUGAACGUGGAGUACUUUGUUAGAACCUUUUAUCAUAGGUUUAAUGGAGAGCGGUUAUCAUGCACAUCGUAUACCACUAUGUAUAUAUGUUGCAUAUAUUUGUCCUUUGAACUGAAAGAAAAAAAUAAUCUGAAUGAUUUUUUUUCAUUGUAUACAUUUUUUUCAUAAUGCUGCCCAGGGAAUUUUAAUAUCAUUUUCACGUGGCCUGCCUCGAUGUAUUUAUUUCUUUAAAAGAAGUUCUGGAAACUGUUUCUUCUGUAGCUUUAAUUGAUUAGAUGUUAUAUGUGGGAUGUAAAUUUUUUCGUUAUGCUUUUUUCCCUUCUUGAAAAGUUUGUUUUUGGUACAUUUCAAUGUGUCUUGUGAAGAUAAAAGAAACAACGCAGAGUCCCUUAUAUAUUUAUGUUAAAGUAAUAUUUUAUUACUUACAUAAAACAAGCAAU